Messenger RNA from Sycon ciliatum, 7407 nucleotides. RefSeq names its product phospholipid-transporting ATPase ABCA3-like. The coding region runs from base 238 to 6228 and encodes 1996 amino acids. NCBI's taxonomy places the organism in Eukaryota, Metazoa, Porifera, Calcarea, Leucosolenida, Sycettidae. Gene Ontology annotation, biological process: transmembrane transport; lipid transport. The transcript has 48 exons. The record is from RefSeq and is a predicted model, not a curated record. Gene Ontology annotation, cellular component: intracellular membrane-bounded organelle; membrane. Gene Ontology annotation, molecular function: lipid carrier activity; ATP hydrolysis activity; ATP binding.
CGUAGUUUCGACGUCGUUUUGUGCUUUCCAGAUUUCAAGGAACGACUGACUGACAUACCUUGCUUUCUCCGACCUACUUCGAUUCGUAGGGGUUAGUUGUGAGAGUGGAUAGAGGCAUAGAAGCUGACAGGGAUCAAGAAACCUAUCGCGCAUGUCGAGCUUGAACUAGGAAAGAUACACCAGGCCGGAGACAAGAACUGGACAGGAGAGCCAGCUCCGGCAUACUCUGGCUGAAAGAUGGUCGUUGUUCGGCAACUAAGACUGCUGAUAUGGAAGAACUGGUUGCUACAAAUCCGCCGGCCUAUCGGAUCUGUGGCCGAAUUUCUUCUUCCCAUCUUGCUCAUCGCUGCCUUAGCUGGAUUGAGGACGGUUUCGAAGCCAGAACAUAAAUGUUUCGAGACAUGUAAGGAUGCCAACCUGGUAGUCAGCUCGACCAGCAUCUUGCAAAAUGCACAACCCACCAGUGCCUCGACUCAAGGACCACGGUACAAUACCAUCCUCUACUACCCCAGCAACCCAGUCACUACGCGAAUCAUGGAAACCGCUCGGUGUCUGUCGUCAUCCAGUGGCGAUUCACUCCCAUUUGCCAUCAAGCCAGUCAACAGCAAGGCAGCAAUGGAUGUGGACGUGUUGGAUGCGACGCAAUCCAACCUGGGAGGUGUUGUGUUUGAAGAUAUGACGGACGAUGCCAGCACAAAGCUGCCUCCGAAGCUCUCCUACACGCUGCGCUUACGCACGGACAGCAGUAGACGCACGGCUGGCACCUCCAAAGUGGCCACCUGGCUCACUGCCCUGCGAGUGCCUGCGUUCUCCGAUGCGGGCAUUAUCGAGCAAGUCAACCAUGAUGGACUGACCCAGCCCCUGAUGUACGUAAUUGACCAAGCCUUCACCCGCAUUCAGGUGGAACAUGCUGAGGCUGCUACAGGAGACCCGGUCAGCCUCUGCACCGAAGCCUCAAGCUGUCGCGGCGUCCGUGUGACAGCAGUGGACGGCACUCCCCUGAACGGGACCAACAUCACCUGCGCCAUUCGGCACUCUUCUGCGCCUGGUGACACCAGAACACCAUGCUGUGAGCUAGAUCUAGACGAUCCGAACAAACAGAAAUGUAACUGCAAAAGGGAAAUUUCUGAUUUCAAUACGCCUAGCAAUGUCAGCUGUGAAUGUGCGCUACUCAGCUCUGUGCCCAGGUGUUCAUGCAACGAUACCCUGGGUGUUGCGGGCCUAUUUAGCUUUUAUCAGGCAUCCUGCGGCGAUCAGGCUCAGGGCUUCACGGUCGGCUUCAAUCGCCUGUGCUGCGGACUGUGCGCAUCCACUGUCAGGUCCAACACUAACGGCUCGGUGGGCUUAAUCGCUAACUCAACCUAUGUACCUAUUCUCACCCGGCACAUGCCAACCAAGGAGUUCACAGAGGAAAGCUUCAUCCCAAUCAUCUCCACUGUCUUCCCUAUCAUCACUGUGCUGAUCUUCAGUUACACCGUGUAUUCCGUCACACAGGAGCUGAUCAAAGAGAAGCAGUCCAGACUGAAGGAAUCUCUGCGCAUGAUGGGAUGCCGUAACUGGGUCAUCUGGCUGUCCUGGUUUCUAAAGUACUUCGUUCAGUUCAUCCUGAUUUCUCUCUUUAUCACACUAAUCCUCAAGUUCGGCAAGAUUACUCCGGACGCUGACUUUCUGGUCAUAUACAUUCUCUUCCUUCUCUACUGCCAUGCAAUGCUGGUGAGCUGCUCGUUUUGGAGCACACUCUUCUCCAACCCCACUGUUGGUGCUCUGGUGGCCACCGUCAUGUUCCUCGUCAGCGUUGUCCCAGCAUUUAUCUUUAGCGGAAGCACCACCGUUGAUCCUCAAAUCAAGAACGGCUUUUGUGCACCAUUCUUCCUGAACACGUGCCUGACGUACUCGGUGGUGUUGAUAUUACAACAAGGCAGCCGCGGUGUCACCGUGUCCUUUAGCAAUCUCUCGGAUGGCCUGGACCAGUUCAACACGUUCAAUCUGCAGAGCGCCUAUCUGCUCAUCCUAGCGCAGAUCGCCUUCUUUUGGGUUAUGACUUGGUACAUCGAAGCGGUGUUCCCCGGCGAAUACGGUGUGCCGAAGAAGUUCUACUUCUUCUUGCAGCCGUCUUACUGGUUUGGCUUCCCUGAUGGCGAAAGCGACGACUACCACGAGAAGGAGCUGCUGAAAGGCAAUGACCAAUCUGCCGAUUCCAGUGCUUUUGAACCGGAGCCAACUGGUGUCAAGUUUGGCAUCCGCAUUGACAACUUGCAGAAGGUGUUCCGAGGUUUGCAAGGCACAAAGGUGGCAGUGGACGGCCUGACCCUGAACAUGGUGGAGGGCCAGAUCACGUCGUUGCUGGGCCACAACGGUGCGGGCAAGACAACGACCAUGUCGAUGCUGACCGGUUUGUACAACCCAACAGGGGGCAAUGCCUACAUCAACGGCAAGUCUAUCCUCACCGAGAUGGAUCAGAUCCGUGGCGACCUGGGUCUGUGCCCGCAGCACAAUGUCCUCUGGGAUAAGCUGACAGUGAACGAACAUCUUGUCUUGUUUGCCUCACUCAAGGGCCUGUCUGGCUCACUGCUGAAUAUGGCUGUAGCUGACAUGUUGGAUGACCUGAAACUACGCGACAAGACCACUUGGAAAUCCAUGCAGCUUUCUGGAGGCAUGAAAAGAAAAUUAAGUGUGGGCAUUGCGCUGGUCGGAGGCUCCAAGGUGGUGAUCUUCGAUGAACCAACGGCCGGUAUGGACCCGUACGCACGUCGUGCAACGUGGGACUUGCUCAUCAAGCACAAGAAGGACCGCACCAUUCUGCUUACCACUCAUUACAUGGACGAAGCUGAUUUGUUGGGCGAUCGUAUUGCCAUCAUGGCCGAUGGCCAGUGCAAAUGCGUCGGCUCCUCACUUUUCCUCAAGUCAAGGUACGGUGUUGGUUACCAUUUGACCGUAGCCAAGGGGAGCCAGUGUGACGAGAAUCGCGUGGCCAGCUUCAUCGUGAAGUCCAUACCCAAUGGACGCAUGGUGUCGAGCGUCGGCGCUGAAAUGGCCUUCAUCCUGCCCUCGGAGGCAACCGGCUCUUUUCCACAGCUCUUCGAAGAUAUGGAGGUGCAAAAGGAACAGCUAGGAAUCGACAACUUUGGAUUGUCUGUCACCACAAUGGAGGAGGUGUUCAUUCGUGUUGGUCAGCUGGCAGAGGAAGAGAAGGAGAAAGAACGUCUUGAUGCCGAGAAAGGGGACGAUGCCCACGCCAAUGGGCUCAUUGAAAAGGACAAGGCAAGGAAAUUAAACGACUAUGAACUGCUGACAGGCCCCGCACUAUGGUUUCAGCGCCUGUACGCCCUGCUCAUCAAGCGGCUGACCGUCGUGCACCGCAGCUAUUUCGUCAUCACCAUUCAGCUGUUUGUGCCUCUUCUGGCGCUGAUCGGAGGUCUGUCACUAUUGACUACCACGUCAUCGUCCGGUAGUGGUGAGCCUGCCAUUCAGUUUGGCGUACCUUACUUUAAGGGCAGUGCAGCUAAUCUGAUUACGUUGCGCACGGCCGACUUCAGACGCAGCAACGAGCGAGACUUGAACCUACCGACGGCUGUGCAGUCCGUAGCCAGAGCCCAAGGUAUUGAACACUCUGACUUGACGGCGGCGGUGGAUGCAACGCGCUCCCUCCAUAACAAGACAGUGUCCUGCUGCGCGCAGAGUUACCUGGUUUUGAACGAGGAGUGCAUGCGCCUGAUCCAGCAGAAUCCCUCUAUGUGUGGAGGCGAUCCUCUGUAUGCAUUCAACCGGUGUCCUACAUGUGUCUUCUUAAACACUGAAAUGCCCCUGAAGAGUCCGAAUACACAGCUGAACUUUCUGCCUAGGUCCGACGGUGCGGCAUUCGGAACCUGUGGGCGAGGAGCGACAGCGUGUCCCGCCUCGCCAUUAGAUUUGCAGUCCUCCUUCACUGGUUACUUGCAGCAGUACUUCCUGGAGACGGGAUCGCUGUCGCGCAGUGUCCAGGACUCACUACCAGCCACCUUCAGCUUCCAUACCAUGGUGGCAGAUGAAAGCGAAGCCUACAGUCACUACAACCUCUAUCAGCGCGACCCGCCCGUCAGCUGCUUGGGCACGACAAGCAGCGGUGUGCGGCAAGGCACUGGGGACACCUUGUAUAGUACACGUGCCAACAGCACGUAUUGCGCGACACUGUCCGAGCAAGCCAUGGAAAAUCCCUUCUAUGUGCGCUUAUGGUCAUGGGGACAGGACUAUCACAGCGGCCCGUCAGCUCUGAACACAUUCAGCAAUGUGUGGCUAGAGGCUGUGUUGCGCAGCAGAGUGCGAUCCUCUCAAUCCUGGACAGUGGGAACGUACGGCAUCAAAGCGGCAUUGUUGCCAAUCGUUCCAGCGAGUGACGAGGCAACACAGCUCGCUGGAAAUUCAGCAACGCUGACGUUCGGCCUGGUCUUUGGCAUUGGACUGUCGUUCAUGCUGGCUAGCUUCGUUAUCUUCCCACUGACUGAGAAGAAGAACAAGGCCAAGCACAUUCAGUUUGUCAGCGGCGUAGGGCCCGUAUCCUACUGGCUGGCCAACUACAUCGCUGACGUCAUCACCUAUGUGGUGGUGUGGUCACUGCUGGCCAUUGUAGUAGCUGUGUAUGGUACUAGCUAUGCCACUAUCAAGGCUGUCCUUAACGAUACUAUUUACGUACUGUUCUUCGGCGGCUUGUCUUCCAUUUCCUUCGCCUACUUUGCGGCGCUGUUCUUCAAGAGCCCCGUUCUCUCCUUCGCUGCUAUUGGAAUUAUGCUGUUCAUUCUCACCCUGGCUGGUACCAUUGCAUCGUACGUGCUGGAGGCCCUGAGGAUGUUUGAGACUGCCAGUAUUGUUCGUAUUGCCUGCAGUGUACUGCCACCAUUUGCGAUGUCUAACGGUGUUGGCAAUCUCUACCUGAAUGAAGAGCUGGGCGCGGUCUGCAGACGACAAGUCAAUGCAUCCGCUCCCAUAGAGUUGUUGAAUAACUGUUACAAUGUAACGAACUACACUGACACGCCGUUUGGCACUGAGCACAAAGGAAUUGGCUACAAUCUCUUGUUCAGCUAUGCACUUGCCGGUGGCCUGCUCCUGCUUGUUAUGAUUGUAGAGCAAGGGUGGAUGGGCCGAUUGUUUGGUGUCUGCUUUUCCCCACGGAAACCAGCUCAGACCACGAAGAAUGAGGAUAAUGAUGUUGCGGAGGAACGGCGUAAAGUACAGUCGCUGGACCCCAAGAGAGAGAAACUGGCGCUGGUGGCAAAGAAUCUCACCAAGAGUUACCGUGGGAAGCUUGUCCGUCCGUCAUCCGAUCACAUCUGCCUCUCAGUGCCACAAGGAGAGUGCUUUGGCCUGUUGGGUGUGAAUGGUGCUGGUAAGACCACGACGUUCAACAUGUUGACAGGUGAAGUAGCACCAUCGUCAGGCGAUGCUUACAUUCUAGGCCAUAGCAUCCGCUCACAGCUUUCUCAAGUCCAGCAACGUGUUGGCUACUGCCCACAGUUUGAUGCCCUUAUUGAGAAGAUGAACUCAUACGAGUUGCUCACUAUGUUUGCCCGCCUUCGCGGCAUUCCGCCGAACAAGAUCCAGUCGGUGGUCGACAACCUCAUUGAAGAGCUUGACUUGAAGAAGUGGGCGUCACGUCUCUGCGGCACAUACAGCGGUGGCAACAAGAGAAAGCUAAGUACUGCAAUUGCUCUGGUUGGCAACCCACCUCUAAUCUUCCUGGACGAACCGACAGCUGGAAUGGACCCAGCCGCACGGCGUUUCCUGUGGGAUUUCUUGACGAAAAUCCUCAAUUCCGGCCGCAGCAUUGUCAUGACCUCGCACAGCAUGGAGGAAUGUGAAGCACUGUGCACUCGCCUGGCCAUCAUGGUCAACGGACAGUUCAAGUGUCUCGGCAGCCUGCAGCAUAUCAAGACAAAGUUUGGCCAAGGUUUCAACUUGAUGGCUAAAGUACAGCCACCGGAGGAUGGAAGUGAGAAAGAACCGGACACAGGGCCACUGAAACGACUCAUGAAAGCCAAUUUCCCCAACCAUGAGAUUGAGGACGAGCACUUCGGUCAAGUUCAGUUUCGCAUCAACCAAAACACGGAUGGUGUCCCUAUCACCUGGUCAUCGAUAUUCCGCAUCAUGGAAGACAAUAGAGGAGUGUUGAACAUCAUUGAUUACAGUCUUAGCCAGACUACGUUGGAGCAGGUGUUCUUGAAGUUCGCAAAGAAGCAGACAGCCCAGGACUCCUAGUGGCUCCAAUAUGGCUAAUCACGUGCCACACUUUGCAUCGCACCAAGAGUAGAUAAACAAGAGUGUGUACCUCCGCAUCACUUCUGCACAAUAUGCAGAUACCCCAGCCCACGGCGGAAAUUUUUGUUGACGUCACCGCUUUUUCAGAAAACGGCGCAUUUAGCCGCCAAGCAAUGUGAGAGCACGUGCUGGGCACCGCUUGUACUGUAAAGCCCGGCCAAGUGCACGAGGCAAAACUUCCCGAAAGGAUCGCAGCGCGUGCGUCGUAGAAAAGACUACGCCAACAAAAAUUCCGCCGUGGGCCAACCCAUCCGCGAGUUGCACACUCUCGUUUAUCUACUCUUCAUCUUCCCUAUCCACCUAUGCGUACAAGUAACACUCUAUUUGGAUCACCGACAAUUACUCGUCACCACUUUUCACGCUGGUGACAGAUUCAUUUUGUUUUUAGUCAACACACUGUACCUCCCUAAUCCCCCCCCCCCCCUCUCUCUCUCUCUCUCUCUCUCUCUCUCUCUCUCUCUCUCUCUCUCUCUCUCUCCCCCCCCCCCCCCCCUGUCCCCCAUACUUGUAGGUACACGCAAUACUAAUCACACACUAAGCAGUCAUGACAAUGUCCUUGGAUUUUUCUAGGCUUUACGACAGUCCCUAUCUCCUCUAUCAAUACAGUAUUUAUUACACGCAUAGACAAACAGCAGGAUUUGACAACUGCCCUUGCCCAUAGCACGGGUUGUUUGCAUGCCCUGCUCUAAAACGCUCUCCUUAUUCUUUUCGUUUGCAUGCUCGGAGAUUCUUUUCUUUUCUUCUAAGUUUUACUUGGCUGUUAUGUGCCUGCUAGCUGUGCAGUAUGUAUGUGAUCCCCUGCCCCAAGCACACACCCACGUACACACUCCCCUAGCAGCCCUUGUGUAUUAAAAUUAAAUGUAGCCGGCGCGUGUCUCUAGUGCUGGUAGUAAUUCUGGCAAGGUCAAUGAUUGCAUUCUACACUGUAGUGCAAUACGAAACAGUCUACAAUGUGUUUUUGUCUUUUUCUUCUUCUUCUGUGCUCUCUCUCUCUCUCUCUCUCUCUCUCUCUCUCUCUCUCUCUCUCUCUCUCUCUCUCUCUCUCUCUUGUUCUUGUUUCACAUGUAAUUUGCGGUAAUUUUAACACUUCAAAGUAUUAAAGAGACUGCUUGGAUUGAA